UGACCGCAGUUCCCCAGGAGCACCCUGCCCGGCCACCCGAGUCGGGCAGUGGUACUGGCUUGGCCCCUGGCCGCGUCAUGCGCAGCACCACGCUGUUAGCACUGCUGGCGCUGGUCCUACUGUACUUGGUGUCGGGUGCUCUGGUGUUCCAGGCCCUGGAGCAGCCCCACGAACAGCAGGCCCAGAGGGAGCUGGGGGAGGUCCGAGAGAAGUUCCUGAGGGCCCAUCCCUGUGUGAGCAACCAGGAGCUGGGGCACUUCAUCAAGGAAGUGGCUGAUGCCCUGGGAGGGGGUGCAGACCCUGAAACCAACUCAACCAGUAACAGCAACUACUCUGUCUGGAACUUGGGCAGCGCUUUCUUUUUCUCCGGCACCAUCAUCACCACUAUCGGCUAUGGCAACGCAGCUCUGCGCACUGACGCAGGGCGCCUCUUCUGCAUUUUUUACGCGUUGGUGGGGAUCCCACUGUUUGGCAUCCUGCUGGCAGGGGUUGGGGAUCGCCUGGGCUCCUCCUUGCGUCGCGGAAUCGGCCACAUUGAAGCCAUCUUUUUGAAGUGGCACGUGCCACCAGAGCUGGUGAGGGUGCUGUCCGCGGUGCUCUUCCUAUUGAUCGGCUGCCUGCUCUUUGUCCUCACGCCCAUGUUCGUCUUCUGCCAUGUGGAGGGCUGGAGCAAGCUGGAGGCCAUCUACUUCGUCAUAGUGACGCUCACUACAGUGGGCUUUGGAGACUAUGUGGCCGGCGCCGACCCCAAGCAGGACACUCCAGCCUACCAGCCGCUGGUGUGGUUCUGGAUCCUGCUCGGCCUGGCCUACUUCGCCUCGGUGCUCACCACCAUUGGAAACUGGCUUCGAGUGGUGUCCCGCCGCACGCGAGCAGAGAUGGGCGGCCUCACAGCGCAGGCUGCUAGCUGGACCGGUACGGUGACGGCGCGGGUGACCCAAAGAGCCGGGUCCACGGCGCCGCCACCCGAGAAGGAGCGGUCGCUCCUGCCUCCGCCGCCUGCUUUCGAACAGCCCGCUGUCCAGCCUCGACCCCCUGAGCCCCAAGAGAAGGUGGAGCCGCCGUCCCCGCCCACAGCCUCCGCCCUGGACUACCCCAGUGAGAACCUGGCCUUCAUCGACGAGUCCUCGGACACGCAGAGCGAGCGCGGGUGUGCAGUCUCCGGGGCUUCCAAGGGCCGCCGCCGCCCCAACGCCCCCAGGAAGCCCGCGCGACCCCGGGGUUCCGGGCGCCCCCGGGACUAAGGCGAGCCCGUGUAG
Chrysochloris asiatica (Cape golden mole) is the source of this 1259-nucleotide messenger RNA. RefSeq names its product potassium channel, subfamily K, member 4 (gene KCNK4). Lineage: Eukaryota; Metazoa; Chordata; Mammalia; Afrosoricida; Chrysochloridae. The transcript is spliced from 6 exons. Gene Ontology annotation, cellular component: membrane. The record is from RefSeq and is a predicted model, not a curated record. Gene Ontology annotation, molecular function: potassium ion leak channel activity. Gene Ontology annotation, biological process: stabilization of membrane potential; potassium ion transmembrane transport.